AUGCUAGGAGAAAGCACAGUUAAUCCUGAAGGAGAAUUCAAGAUCAGUUUUGGUUAUCAAUGCAACACCCAUAACGGUUGCUCUUGCCUGGUUCCCAAUGGGUUUGAAAACCUUCCUGGAAAAAUCCCUAGGAAUAGCAGUUUCUCUCGCCUCUCCGGUGCUGCCUUAAGUGCGAAUGCCACAUUGGCCAACACAAAUAUCUGCAAUGGUGUAAUAGGGGCAGAAAUACUUCCCAGUUGGGAUUCCCCUAAUUCAUUUCGUAGGAUUCCUUCUUCACCAAAUCUUUCAAGGUUGGAUGUAGUAUCAUCUUCUCUUCAAAGCUGUAUGUCAAACCUAAGUUGUAGUCCAUCCACCCCAAGUCCACCUGAAUAUGAUUCUUGUUCAUUAAGAUCCAUGAGUGCUCCUUCUAGAAAUGAAGGUUUUCUUAAUGCAAUGGACAUUCAAGUGGCAGGUGGAGCUGCUGGUGAAGACAGGGUUCAAGCUGUCUGUUCUGAAGAAAAUGGUUGGCUUUUUUGCGCAAUCUAUGAUGGCUUCAAUGGAAGAGAUGCAGCUGAUUUUCUGGCGGGAACAUUAUAUGAGAACAUUCUACAUCAGACUAACUUAUUAGGCUGUGAAUUGAAUCAGGAUGUUACUGGAGUUUCGAAUGGUUUCUAUCCACAUUUGGCCAUCCAGUAUGCUUUCGAGGGAGCUAAGAAUAGUCAUGUGCAGAAAUCACCUGCAGGAAGUUUUAAUAAGAACAAUUCAAGUAUAGACAACUCUGCUAAUAAUGGCCCAUUUCCUGAUUCACUCGAUUCAUUUAGACAGGGGUUGCUUGAUAGCCUUCAGCGUGCCCUUAUUCAGGCUGAGAAUGAUUUCUUGUACAUGGUAGAGCAGGAAAUGGAGGAUCGCCCUGACCUAGUAUCUAUUGGUUCGUGUGUCUUGGUCGGCCUUCUUCAUGGGAUGGACUUGUAUACUCUUAAUCUGGGUGAUAGCAGAGCUGUAUUGGCAACAUACGAUGAGGGAAGUGAGAUGAAAGGCUGUGGGCAACUAAAAGCUAUCCAGCUCACAGAUUCUCACACUGUAGACAAUGAAUUUGAGAGAACCAGAGUGUUGUCUGAUCAUCCUGAUGACCCGGCAGUGAUUGCAGGAGGAAAAGUCAAGGGAAAAUUGAAGGUCACUCGAGCUUUGGGAGUUGGAUACUUAAAAAAGAAAAACCUAAAUGAUGCACUGAUGGGUAUUCUUCGAGUUCGUAACCUCAUAAGCCCUCCAUACAUUUCUACCGAACCAUCGCUGAAUGUGCGUAGGAUAUCAGAAUCAGAUCACUUUGUUAUCUUUGGCAGUGAUGGCUUGUUUGAUUUCUUCAGUAACGAUGAGGCAGUAAAGCUUGUCCAUUCUUACAUCUUGAGCAACCCCAACGGUGAUCCAGCCAAGUUUCUGUUAGAGCAGCUUGUAGGGAGAGCUGCUGAUUGUGCAGGUUUCAGCUUGGAAGAAUUAAUGAAUGUUCCAGCUGGUAGGAGGAGAAAAUAUCAUGAUGAUGUGACUGUAAUUGUGAUAAUCCUUGGAACAAACACUCGCACCUCUAAGGCAUCAACUUGGGUGUAA
Messenger RNA from Dovyalis caffra, 1581 nucleotides. The record is from the annotation of a GenBank genome assembly. Lineage: Eukaryota; Viridiplantae; Streptophyta; Magnoliopsida; Malpighiales; Salicaceae.